Neodiprion virginianus is the source of this 3342-nucleotide messenger RNA. RefSeq lists its product as uncharacterized. The record is from RefSeq and is a predicted model, not a curated record. The transcript has 4 exons. The coding region runs from base 1 to 3342 and encodes 1113 amino acids. NCBI's taxonomy places the organism in Eukaryota, Metazoa, Arthropoda, Insecta, Hymenoptera, Diprionidae.
AUGACCAUAAAGGUCAAGAUAAUCAGAAACUUGGUCGAAGACUAUUCGCUCGAGCGAUUUGGAAAGUUAGGUGAAGCAGACCCGACGGAGGUGGAAGCGGGACUUCAGAAAGUCUACGAUCUGUGGGAGACGUUUAAUAUCACGCAGUCAAGUAUCGAAGAAAUCGAUGAAACGGAGGCUCGAAUCGAGGAUUCAUGUCGAUCGAGUAAUUGCAAACGUUGUGGAAAAAGACACAACACGGCUCUUCACAUUGAGGAGUUUCAUCCCAAGAACAACUCGAACAGUGAUCAAUCGACCACCGGGUCGGGAGGACCGUCGAACAGCGGCGAGCUCUCGAAUAAUGUAACAUUGUCAAGCGUGCGAACGAACAAGACGAGUGCGAUGUUGUCAACGACAUUAAUACUUGUAAACGAUAAAUUUGGCGAGCCUCAUGUAUGCAGAGCGGUGUUGGACUGCGGCUCGCAAUCAAAUUUUCUCACUAAGGCGUUACAUAGCCGAUUGCAGCUGCCAGAACGUUCCGAAAACGUGUCAAUCUCAGGCGUAAAUUUGAGUCAGGCUCACACGAAGCAAUCGGUCAAUGCAACGAUUAAAUCUCGAGUGAACGCGUUCAAAAUUAAAUUACCCUUUCUCGUCAUCGAUAAUAUUACGCAAGCGUUACCUACGACAAUGAUACGCACUCAAGAAUUCCGAAUUCCGGAUAACAUAACGCUCGCUGACCCUUCAUUCAACAUUCCAGGUGAAAUUGACGUGCUGCUGGGUGCCGGCGUGUUUUGGGAUCUCUUGUGUGUAGGGCAACACAUUGUCAGUCGAAAUCAACCGCGUCUACACAAAACCAAACUUGGAUGGAUCGUCGGAGGCUCAAUGGCGGCUCCAAACACGCAGUCGGAAAACGCGCGAUCGGCGAUUUGCUGUUUCACAACCGAAACAACACUGCACAAGCAAAUCGAGCGUUUAUGGAGCAUUGAAGAGUACCAGCCAACGAAACAUUUUUCUGAAGAAGAAUUACGUUGCGAGGAAGAUUUCGUAGCAGCGCACCACAGAGACGAACAUGGGCGUUUCACAGUCGCACUGUCAUUCCGCGAGAGUCCGGAGCAACUCGGUGAGUCGAAGGACAUCGCGAUCAAACGCCUACGCGCUCUGAAUCGCAAACUCGAAAAACAGCCCGAGUUGAAAAAACAAUAUGAAGCUUUUUUGGACGAAUACAUUGCUCUCGGACACAUGACGGAGAUUUCUGACACGGAAAAAACGAUAGACAAACCUCGUUGCUACAUCCCUCAUCAUUGUGUAGUGAAGGAGUCGAGCACGACCACAAAAGUGCGGGUGGUUUUCGAUGCAUCAUGUAAAACAACGUCCGGGAAAUCACUCAAUGAGAUUCUCAGAGUCGGACCCACGAUCCAGCAAGAUCUGUUCGCAAUUCUCGCACGUUUUAGACAGCAUCAGUACGUGUUGAGCGCAGUUAUUCAAAAGAUGUAUCGUCAAAUAAAAACUUGUGAGGUCCAUCGAGAUUUCCAACGAAUUGUUUGGCGUGCCGACUCCCAACAAACUAUCAAAGAGUACAAACUUAACACUGUGACGUACGGCACAGCUACCGCGCCAUUUCUCGCCAUACGCAGUCUGCGCCAGCUGGCCUACGAUUGCAAAGAAGAAUUUCCCGAAAUUAGCGAUAUCAUUUUGCGGGAUUUUUAUGUAGAUGACCUGCUGACAGGCUGCGACGACGUGACUAACCUCAAGAUGACGAAGCAAGAGCUUGAGCGGGUCCUGCUGUCCGGUGGAUUUCCACUGUGCAAAUGGGCUUCAAACGUGCCAUCGAUCGUGAACGCAUCACCCGAGGACGAUGGGAACACCGAGCGCCCCAUCGGUGAAGAGGUAACGACACUCGGAUUGAUUUGGAAUCCCCGAGACGACACUUUUCGGUAUCGUACAAAACUCGGAGACAUCAGCUCGCGACCCACGAAAAGGAAUGUUCUCUCAACAAUUUCUCAAAUCUAUGAUUCACUAGGUUUGAUCGGUCCAGCGUACAUCUCAGCAAAGAUUAUUUUGCAGCAACUUUGGAAGCUAAAAAUAGGAUGGGAUGAGUCGCUCCUAAAUGACUUACACGAAGCAUGGAAAAGGUAUCACACGCAUUUAACGGCUAUUAAAGAAAUCUCGAUUCCUCGUGCAGGCGUGUGCCAAGAGCCCACGAACAUCGAACUGCACGGGUUCUGCGAUGCCUCGGAAGCAGCCUAUGGAGCUUGUAUCUACAUUCGAUCUUGUUCACAAGGCAAUCAAUAUACGACACGCUUACUCUGUGCGAAAUCACGAGUAGCUCCACUCAAGAACGUCAGUCUCCCAAGACUUGAACUUUGCGGCGCCGUUCUGCUCGCGCGACUUGCGCAAAAAAUUACACAAGCGUUUACGCUCCAAAUCGACACGAAAUAUUACUGGUCAGACUCAAAAAUCGCGCUCAGCUGGAUCGCAGGCGAGGCGUGUCAGUGGAAGACAUUUGUCGCCAACAGGGUGGCAGAGAUUCACGAGUUAACAGACAAAGCACGCUGGCGACAUGUACGCUCAGAAGAAAACCCGGCCGACGUGAUUUCCCGUGGAACUACGCCCGAUCAGCUGCGAACACACGAGCUGUGGUGGAUCGGCCCAGCGUGGUUGCUGGGACCCGUGGAAGAUUAUCAUGGUUCAAGUACGGAAAUCCAAAAUGAAGACGUCACCGAUACUACAUUGCUCGAAGCAAAACAAGGUCUUUCGUCUCUCACUGCCAUCGUCAACGACUUUGAUUUACUGGAACGCAGAAAUGGUCCUCUUUCGGUCGACGAACUCAAAUCAGCCGAGAAAACCGUCAUAGCGAUCAGCCAAGCGGAACGAUUCCCACGAGCAAUCCACAACCUACGUAAGGAACUUCCGGUACCCACAAACAGCAAGCUCGCAUCGUUACUCCCAUUCAUCGACGUCGACGGACUCAUAAGAGUUGGAGGAAGACUACAAGAAGCAGAAUUGCCCUACGCACAAAGAUUUCCCAUCGUUCUUGCGCCUAGCAGCGCGUUGACACGUCUCAUAAUUCGCGAUGCUCAUCUUAGAAAUUUACACGCGGGGUUGCAAGCACUCUUGGGCACUCUUAACGAAACCUUUUGGAUACUUUCGGCGAGAUCCACAGUUAAACAAGUUUUAAGCAAAUGCGUUACGUGCUUCAGAUUUCGACCCAAAGCUUUGCAGCAAAUCACGGGCAACCUUCCUUCCGUUCGAGUCAACCCGUCUCGAGCAUUUUUGAACGUAGGGGUUGACUACGGCGGUCCGUUCCGAAUCAAAAUCUCGAGGAAUAAGACAGACAAGGCAUAUUUAUGUCUCUUCGUAUGA